Messenger RNA from Pundamilia nyererei, 2650 nucleotides. It is a transcript of the gene micu3a, whose product is annotated as mitochondrial calcium uptake family, member 3a. Gene Ontology annotation, cellular component: uniplex complex. Lineage: Eukaryota; Metazoa; Chordata; Actinopteri; Cichliformes; Cichlidae. Gene Ontology annotation, biological process: mitochondrial calcium ion homeostasis; calcium import into the mitochondrion. Gene Ontology annotation, molecular function: calcium ion binding. Bases 64 to 1554 code for a protein of 496 amino acids. The transcript has 14 exons. The record is from RefSeq and is a predicted model, not a curated record.
CUUUUGAGCUGCCCUCAAAGUUACAAUCACAGCAGCCAAGCAGAAGCUAAUACCACGGCAGCAAUGGCUGCUUUCCGCAGAGUGGCAGCACUGGCCGGCAAGCUCAACCUCUGGUCGGCGACAAGAAACGAGCUGGUCGGUGGGCAGACGGCCAAUGGAAGAAGGACCUGGAGGUGUCUGGCAGCCGGGGUUUGCGUUGCAACGGGUGGCGCCGUACUUUACUUCUACAACGGUUUAAUAAGCGGCGGAGGCAGGAAGAGGAUAAGGAGGCACAGCAUCAACGGUUUGCUCCCGUCCAUCCCGACUGUUGAAGCCAAAGAGAAGGCACGUCCAUUUGACUUUGAGGAUGGAGAUGUGUACAUGUCUUCCCAUGAACAUCGUUUCCGCUUGUUCAGCUCAGUGGAGUAUGAAGGACAGCUGUACAUGACCCCACAAAACUUCAUCGAGUCGGUUACCAUGAGUGAACCGAGAAGCAAGAGGCCCUGGAGGUCCCUGACAAAACAGGAGCUGGAGAAGAUCCUAUCAGACACUCCUCCCGUGUGGAGAGGAUCCUCCAAACUAUUUCGCAACCUGAGAGAACGAGGCAUCAUCUCAUACACCGAGUACCUGUUCCUGCUCUGCAUCUUGACAAAGCCUCAUGCUGGCUUUAAGAUUGCUUUCAAUAUGUUUGAUGCAGACGGCAACCAGAUGGUGGAUAAGAGGGAGUUCCUAGUGCUUCAGGAGAUCUUUAGGAAGAAAAACGAGAAGAAAGGAAGGAAAGGAGAUGCUGAGAAGUCCGCGCAGUUGAGUAUGCAGCUGUAUGGAUAUCAGGUUGCCCCCAUGAACAGCGUGCUAAAAAAAGACAGUCAGGAGUUUGUGGCGCGGAGUUACUGGGACGUUUUGAGGCGAAGCGCCAGUCAAGUCCUCUUUUCUGACCUGGCGGAGCGAGCAGAUGAUAGCAUCACAAUUGACACCACACUACUGGUCCAUUUCUUUGGGAAGAAGGGGAAGGCAGAGCUUACCUUUGAUGACUUCUACAGAUUUAUGGAUAACCUCCAGACAGAGGUGUUGGAAAUUGAGUUCCUGACUUACUCUAAAGGUAUGACGACUAUCAGUGAAGAAGACUUUGCCAAAAUCCUGCUGCGAUUCACAAACGUGGAAAACAUUAGUGCCUAUCUGGAAAAUGUCCGCCAGUGUAUACCUGAUGAAAAGGGAAUCACCUUUGAUGAGUUCAGAUCCUUCUUCCAGUUUCUCAACAACCUUGAAGACUUUGCCAUUGCCAUGCAGAUGUAUAACUUUGCUGCACGCUCCAUUGGACAAGAUGAGUUUGCCAGAGCGGUGUAUGUGGCCACAGGGCUCAAGCUGACACGUCACCUUGUAAACACCAUCUUCAAGAUCUUCGAUGUCGAUCACGAUGACCAGCUGUCCUACAAAGAGUUCAUUGGUAUCAUGAAGGACCGGCUGCACAGGGGAGCCAGGGUGAAGGGCAGACAGCACACCUCCUUCUCCAGAUGUGUUCGCUCUGAGGCCCGGAGACAGGUGCACCUGUUGUGGAGGAGGUACAAGGAGCCAUAGAGAGUGGACGAAAUCUGAUGGAGCUUCGACGUUAAUUAAUCAGGAGGAGCCAGUAUUUGUGGAGCAGUUCUCCUGUCGACCUUCAGACUGUACAUAUGUGAUUACUGCAAGCAUGACCGCACAAAGCCGACUGAUUCUCUCUGUGAUGAUAAUAAGUGUCAUUCUUUUUUUCUUUUUUUUUUGUUGCCCUGUUUCCAGUCAUCCAUCCAUCCAUUGAUCUGAUGUCAGUUAUCCUGGGUAUGAUUUACAUGUAGUUAAAUGUUGAUUUAUUACUAUAGAAAUUUAAUGUCUGUUCUAACGCGAUACCUCCACAAUGGUGGGAACUUUGUCAUUUUGUUUUUUAUAAUAAGGAGGAGAACUUUUGGUUAACACUGACACCCUGAAAUCUAUAAGCCCAAAAGUUGCUUUCUUUACUUUAAUUAUUGCAUUUAUUAAAACUUGUUUUGUUAGUUCUUAGCGCUACAGCACUGCAAUCUAUAGGAGCACAAGAAUCUUUAAAUGAGUUCUAGGGGAUUAAAGUAACAUCCAUAUAAAACUGAUAACAGUUAUACAAUAUGAAACCUGCAUGUUGCUGAAACUAUAUAAUUAAUUGAAUAUGUUGUGGAUCUGUAAUGUCCUCAACUCAUUUAUAUUAUGUUAAGCAGUAGUUCCAUCUAACCCCUUACUUUUUGUUGCACGAACAGUAUGACUCACACUACUGUUGCAGUUAGGAAUGCUUUAUUAUCUUAAUACUACAGCAGGUCUUGGUAUGAAAAAUGUAUUUCAAUAUUUUUUCAGGGUGAAUGUUUUUGCCUCUUUCGUGUUUCCUGGUUUCCUAGUAUUCAUAAGUAGAUGCACACAUAGGUGCCUUUGAUCCACCCCCCCCCCCCCCUUUUCCAAAGCAAUUCACGAGUUUUUGAGCUUUUAAUUUCAAAUACAAAACUUAUGCAUUGAUGACUACACGUUGUCUUAGCAUGACAUAUGUCUGAUAAUUGGAACAUCAAGUUGAAUUGUCUUAAUGUAUUAUAAAUUGUUCUGAUAUUUAAAACGAUCAUUUAAAUGUAACGAGUGCGUUUGUUUAAUUAAUUUCAUGCACGAAUAAACUAUUUUAAGAAAA